Messenger RNA from Lytechinus variegatus (green sea urchin), 1310 nucleotides. RefSeq lists its product as uncharacterized. The coding region runs from base 311 to 1294 and encodes 327 amino acids. The record is from RefSeq and is a predicted model, not a curated record. Lineage: Eukaryota; Metazoa; Echinodermata; Echinoidea; Temnopleuroida; Toxopneustidae. The transcript has 2 exons.
UUAUCUCAUGGAAGCUAAUUAACACAAAUAGCUCCAUGCUUAUUCUCUUGUGGUUUUCGUGCGAGUGUGUGUGUAUUGAAUGACUUCCCCAUUAAAACCUGCAUGAAUUCAUUGGGAGAUCUGAACUGUGGUCAUCGAGCAACACAUCUUUCCGGCGAUUUGUUUAUUACGGAUACAGUGUACAUAAAAUGGGAUUCUGUUUUGUUUUCCAUUUGCGUUAACCCAUGUAACUAAAAGACGUUUAGCGGUCAAGCGAUUAUCAAGCUGUCCGUCCGGACAUCGCCGAGAGCAAACGACUACGAGAACGACGAUGACGUCGACCAAACCCAGCAGAAAGACCAGUCAGGUCCGCGUAUUUCUCUGGACAUUCCCUCGUACACGAUCAACAGCCUUGACUAAAUGUCUGAGUCAAAUCGAAGGCGUCGAGAUAUGGUUUGAACCGUAUUGCUUCUGUAGUAUGGCCGCGACCGAAUACCGACGGGUUCACGGACGAGAGUUGCCGACGAGUUACCGAGGGAAUGAAACGAUGUUUGCCGAAGCUGCCCGAAUUUUGUCGAAGAUGACGCUCAUGCCUCCGGGAGUCCUGGAUCCCGAAAGACUUGCGUAUGAGGGUGUCAAAGAACGACUUGAAUGCACCACGAGUAGAUAUGUCAUCGUGAAAGACAUGGCCUUGGCGAUGUCCGGUGAGAAAUAUCGUCGUUUUUUACCUGAUGGUUUCGCUCACGCGUUUUUGAUUCGGGAACCCAUUGCAACGAUAGCAUCAUACCGUCGAGCCACGUACAGCUCCUUUAAAUCUGCCGGGUACCUGGACGAAGAUGCCAAAAAUGAAAGUGAAUUCGACAUAGAAAGGGAUAACUUUGUCAUGAAUGCUGGAUUAUUUCACAAAGAACUCUGCGAUUUGUGGAAUUACGUGAUGCAAUCAUCGAAAACGCGUUGUGUAGGCCUACCUGAUGGAGAAAGUUCCGGACCGAAUAGUCAAUCGGUGAUCAUCGACUCAGACGAUCUUCUCACGAAACCGGACGAAAUAUUGCCGAAGUUUUGCGAAGCCCUUGGUUUGCCUUACGACCAGUCGUUUCUUCGGUGGGACCCAUCCGCGGACGUUGCAUUUUCGUGGAAAGCGGCUGGGGACGAACUUCUACGAGGUAAUGUCCAUUUCUACGAAACGGCAAUGACUAGCUCUUGUUUCAUGCCAGCGAAAGAGAGAGAGCAGGUUCAAAAUUUAACGAAAGAUGUACUACGUUUGGCUGAGCAAGCUAGACCAUUCUAUGACAAAAUGUGUAACAACAAAUUAUAGAAUCAAUUAAAAGUAU